This is a messenger RNA of Oncorhynchus kisutch (coho salmon), 2547 nucleotides long. RefSeq names its product LIM/homeobox protein Lhx3-like. The transcript is spliced from 6 exons. Lineage: Eukaryota; Metazoa; Chordata; Actinopteri; Salmoniformes; Salmonidae. The record is from RefSeq and is a predicted model, not a curated record. Bases 497 to 1696 code for a protein of 399 amino acids. Gene Ontology annotation, biological process: regulation of transcription by RNA polymerase II; neuron differentiation. Gene Ontology annotation, molecular function: RNA polymerase II transcription regulatory region sequence-specific DNA binding; zinc ion binding; DNA-binding transcription factor activity, RNA polymerase II-specific. Gene Ontology annotation, cellular component: nucleus.
GAAACUCCCCUUUUCAGCACGGUGGACAGUGCAUAUUUCUCCACGCGCGACGCUCGGCAUCUCGACUCGAGCUGUACUUUUGUUUUUCUAAAAACGAACACUUGUCCAAUCGUGAGGUCAGCUGACGCUGGUAAUGGCCACCCACCCCACCCCUCUCUCUACCUCCUGUCGACCAACACACGGACUCAAACAGCAAGUUGCUGCAUUUUUAAGUUUCCUUGCACGGGGACCGACGAAGAGAGAGACAAGGUCGACAGGCAUACACUACUUUAGCCUCUUAGAAAAAUGUACUUUUAUAAACGUCAAUCGCGUUAUUUUUGUGACUCUCAAAGGAUAAACAAAUAGGAUCUUGCGUUUUUGUUUUUAUUUUUUCCUAAUAAGCUCUUUUAUCAUUAAACUCAGCAGUCGCCCUUCUUGCUUUCCAUUCCUCGGUAUAUCUCACUCAACCGCCCAUUGACUUUAUGUUUAUCUGAGCUGAAAAGCAUCACUGCUCAGAAUGUUGCUAGAACAUCCUGGAUCGAGUUGUCAAAAUCCCGGGAAUUUCUCCCGAUACAGCGCAGGUCAAGAGAUUCCUGUAUGCGCGGGCUGUAAUCAACACAUCGUGGACCGCUUCAUCCUCAAAGUGCUGGACCGCCAUUGGCACAGCAAGUGCCUGAAAUGCAGUGACUGCCAAUCCCAACUAGCGGACAAGUGCUUCAGCCGGGAAGAUAGAGUCUACUGCAAAGAAGACUUUUUUAAGAGAUUUGGGACCAAAUGUGCCGCAUGUCAGCAAGGUAUUCCGCCGACGCAAGUGGUGAGGAGAGCGCAGGAUUUCGUGUACCACCUGCACUGCUUCGCGUGCAUCGUGUGCAAAAGGCAGCUCGCGACAGGUGACGAGUACUACUUGAUGGAGGACAGCAGACUCGUGUGCAAGGCUGACUACGAAACCGCUAAACAGAGAGAGGCAGACUCAACAGCGAAAAGGCCACGAACGACUAUCACCGCCAAACAGCUCGAGACCCUGAAAAACGCUUACAACAACUCUCCAAAACCUGCCCGCCACGUACGAGAACAGCUAUCGUCAGAAACCGGUCUAGAUAUGCGGGUUGUUCAGGUGUGGUUUCAGAACAGGCGAGCAAAAGAGAAGAGGCUGAAGAAGGAUGCAGGCAGACAGAGGUGGGGACAGUACUUCCGCAACAUGAAGAGGUCGCGAGGCAGUUCAAAAUCAGACAAGGACAGCAUCCAGGAGGAGGGCAUGGACAGCGACGCUGAGGUUUCCUUUACAGAUGAGCCACCCAUGUCGGAGCUCAGCCACUCCAACGGCAUCUACAGUGGCCUGAGCGAGUCGUCCCUGGCCAUGGGGGGCCGCCAGGAGAGCAGCCACGGCCCCUUCCCCCUAGAGCAUGGAGUCCUCCAGUCCCAGGACCAGUACCACAACAUCCGCUCCAGCAGCCCUUACGGCCUACCCCAGUCCCCAGGCUCGCUUCAGUCCCUGCCCAGGCACCAGCCCCCCAUCUCCAGCCUGGUCUACCCUGACUCUGGCCUGUCCAUCAUGACCCAAGGCGGGGCCCCGGGGCUGAACCCAGGCAUGAGAGGAGUGUUGGGUGGCGCUAACGGCCCCAGCUCGGAUCUGUCUACUGGCAGCAGUGGGGGCUACCCAGACUUCCCAGCGAGCCCAGCUUCCUGGUUGGAUGAAGUGGACCACGGACAGUUUUGAUUUGCUGGGUUGAUUGGUCAACGUGGUCUAAGGACUCAAAGGUGUGUGUCACAAACUGGAAAGAGACAGUCACACAUGACCUGUGAAACAGAGAGACCGGGUCGGACGGUUGCUGUCUUCCACCCUUCUUGGAUCACUCCAUCUGUCUCUAUCAAUUAACUGUCAAUCUUUUUCAUUUCUCCUCAUCUGAGUGGACUGGAAGGAAGGAUUGGGCCAUCAAAAAGUAUGAAUGGCAGCACUUGGAACUCACACACUCCAUUCCUCAUAGAGAACCAGACUGAGAAUCAUGGCGUGCUGGCCUGUUAUGAAUGCUAUCUUUUUGACAACAUAACAAAUUUCAACUUUUGCCCAAUUGGAUUGUGAUAGACUCUACCCCAAUCCUUUCCACCUUAUUCUUCUCUCUGUUUUUUGCAGGUUUUGGUUAAAGUCAGAGUCUUUACAUGUCUGGUUGUUGCCAAAUGUCUAUAUAUAUAUACAUAUUACAGUUUAUCAUUGUGGAGACUUUAUUUUUAUACAACCCCUUCGACACUAUGAAUACCACAGAUAUUAGUACUUUGUACAUUGACAGCCAGGGAUCUAGACAGGUUGUAGAUGUCGCCUCCCACCGAUAACUAGAGGUGCAAUUACUUCUAUGCAUUUGUGUGUUUUCAGAUGCAUCUUGUUCUUUUCAUUCUGAGCUACCUGGGCAUGCUGAAACCCAGGCUGGUGUAUGUGUUUGUUUAUGUGGAAGAUGUUUUAUGUCUUAUUUAUUCUCUCUGAUGAUGAUGAUGAUGAUGAUGAUGAUGAUGAUUAAGUGAUACAGGUCUUUAAUAAAUGUGUCAGCUAAAUCCAAACUGACCAAUGGCUCUUGC